Molecule: messenger RNA, 423 nt
Organism: Leptinotarsa decemlineata (Colorado potato beetle)
Lineage: Eukaryota; Metazoa; Arthropoda; Insecta; Coleoptera; Chrysomelidae
Source: RefSeq, a predicted model, not a curated record
AUGACAGAUGAGACCACAGAUUUGCCUGUUAACAAACAACUUCCAAUUUGCAUAGGGCAAACCAACACCAAAGACUGCAAGAUUGAAGAAGAUUUCAUCAAGUUUGAAGAAGUGGUGGAUCUCAGUGGUGAAAAUUUGGCUCACAUAAUUUUAGAAGAGCUAGGUAAAAUUGGCCUUGAUUCGGAUAAUUGUCAAGCUUUUGAUGGAUCCUCCAAUAUGAGUGGUAUAUUUAAGGGUGUGCAAGCCCGCAUUUCCCAGACUCAGCCUCUUGAAAUCCACAGCCACUGUUCCAACCAUAGGCUGAACUUGGCUAUAAGCAAGGCUUGUUCUGUUACUAGCAAAUUUUUCCCCGACUCCGCUGCAAGAUUUAAACUUUUGGAAGAAUGCGGGAAAAUCAUGCCCUCAAGCCAGAAAACUGUGUAA